AGUGCAUCUGAACGUGCCACACACUCGCCCCUCCUCAAAGUGGCCAGAAUAUGUCCCCCACCUACUCCACCCCGUCCUUGCAGAUUCUCCGUGUGCAAACGAUCUAUUGGCAGGGUAGCUUUCCUGGACCUUUGCGGUGUUGUGACAUUCUCCUGGGUGUUGUGUAAAAACUGUGAAACGAUGGAGCAUUUGCUACCCUUGUAGAAAGACUUUGUGGAAGGGUUGCGGCUGCUGCUUCUGUGCAACAUCUUGCCCCAGGGAUCCAGUCCCCAAGGACUUUUAUUGCUGCUCCUGACAAACUCUAUUUGUACCAUUUCACCUGCCCAGUUCUCCCUGGUUGGGUUUACUGUGGUGGGUGCUGUUUAGGAAGCCUUUUGGUCCAGCACCUCAACCGCUCCAACUGAGCUCAUCGGUGUAGAAAUGUUUUCUGCUCUUUGCAAGCAGAUGGGCCCGUUAACUAAGGCUUGCAGAUGUGGGUGCAGAGACUGUGGAAAUAACUCUUGUUGGAAAUUUUGGCAUCAUUUCCCUACCACUGGGUCGUACUAGCCAUGCUGGGCUAUGAAUGUGAGGUCAUCCAUGUAUGUGCCGGAUAUUUUGCAACAAAUAGCUCUGCCCCCCCUUUUUUUGAACUAUGAAGCUGUUGUAACUAGUGCAUGUUUUACUACCCUUUUACGCAGACCCUUUCAUAGGGGAGUAGUGCUGGGAAGCAAUCAUUAUAACACUUAGGAAACGAGUUUGUAGAAUCCAAGACAUGCUAUAAGAGCAGAACAGGAAGGAAAGUCUGUUAGGUCUUUAACACAGAACUGGUUGGGCAAGUCAGCAAUCUCUGACCUAGUGACAUUUCCUGGUAACAUUUCCUGGAUCCUAUUUGGGGAGGAGCUGUGCUCUGCCACCUGUCGCAAGCUAAAGGUGCGGCUGGUCCCCAGAACUGCCAGCAAGAUAUGAAUUGGGAACAGUCCGAAAGGUCUGGAAACAACAAGGGUCCUGGCAUAAUUGCUACUCAAAAUGAUGUAAAGAUCCAUACUUCUGGGGUGGGAGAAUCAUCGUUGGUUCCUGGGAACCUCAGGCUCAUGCCCGUCCCAUCCCGCCCACGCCUGCAAUGGGACGAUUCUCUGAAUCCCUUGCGGAUUAGCGUGGGUGGACUCCCAGUGCUGGCGUCCAUGACCAAAGCAGCUGACCCCCGCUUCCGCCUGCGUUGGAAGGCCAUUGUGGGAACCUCCCUGGCCCUGAUCCUUGUCCUGCUGCUCCUCUGCUUCCAGCGUUCGCCUUCGGCAAGCAGGCCGGUGCCUCUCACCGCUCACAACUGGCGUCUCGGGGCACUGCCCAGUGGGCGGUACAAUGACACCUACCCAUUGUCACCACCCCAGCGGAUCCCAGAGGGCGUGCGCUACCGCAUUGGACUCAUUGCCGACCUCGACACGAACUCCAAGGGCCCCACCGAGCAUACCUGGUUCAGCUACUUGAAGAAAGGUUACCUGACUCUGUCAGCCAGCGGGGACCAUGUCUCUGUCGAGUGGGACACCCAGGACCAUACGCUUGAGUCUCACCUGGCUGAGAAGGGGCGUGGCAUGGAGCUCUCCGAAUUGGUAGUCUUCAAUGGCAAGCUGUAUGCUGUGGAUGAUCGCACUGGCGUGGUCUACCAGAUUGAUGGCACCAAGGUGGUACCUUGGGUGAUCUUGUCUGACGGGGAUGGCACAGUUGGCAAGGGGUUUAAGGCUGAGUGGCUAGCGGUGAAGGACGAACAUCUGUACGUCGGAGGCCUGGGGAAGGAGUGGACGACCACCACUGGGGAGGUGCUGAAUGAGAACCCCGAGUGGGUGAAAGUCAUUGGCUACAAAGGUGACGUGGCUCACGAAAACUGGGUGGCCAAUUACAACGCACUGAGGACUGCGGCGGGGAUCAAGCCCCCAGGUUACCUGAUCCAUGAGUCUGCCUCUUGGAGCGAGACACUCCAGCGCUGGUUCUUUUUGCCACGCCGCGCCAGCCACAGGCGCUACAACGAGCAGGACGACGAACACUGUGGCACCAACCUGCUGCUUAGUUCCGCACCGGACUUUGCCGACAUCACUGUGAGUCACGUUGGCGACGUCAUCCCCACCCACGGCUUCUCCUCCUUCAAGUUUGUCCCCGACACGGAUGACCAGAUCAUUGUGGCACUGAAAUCUGAGGAGGACGCUGGGCAGGUGGCUACGUACAUCACCGCCUUCAUGCUGGAUGGGCGUUGCCUUCUGCCUGAAACUCGUAUCGGUUCCAUCAAAUAUGAGGGCAUUGAGUUCAUCUAAUGGAUUGAAUGGGUGCUUUUGAGACAAGGCGGAUGAGCUGGGUGCGGGGAUGGGGCAGGAGGAUGUGCCCCGGGAUUUCCCCCCUCUAAUUCUGGCUCAACUGCAAAGCAUGGCGGGACUCUGAAGUGCUCUUUCAUGGCAUAGCUUUCACCUUUAUAAAAGCAACUUCAUUUAUUGCAAGUGUGGGCCUGUUUAUGUGCGGACCCCUAGUGGUGCAGGGUGGGCAGCGCCUUUGCAGUUUUUCGUUACUUGGCUUCAUUGCACCCUGCAAGAAACUCCCUUGUUUUCAGUCCAACUCCUUCCUGCUUUUCUCAACUAGCCUGGUGAUCUGGCAGGACGUACAUGAGGAAUUGGCUUGAUCCUAUCCCUUCACUUUAUUUUAUUUUCUACAAUUCACAUGUGCCUUUGUUAGGAAAGGGAAAUCUUGGCACUUGGCUGAACAGCAGGAUUAUUUAUUCAUUCAGUCACUUGAAGGGUCUUCCUUGGCCCACCCCACUCCACCCCACAGUAGCCUUGGACCUUGGCUAGAUGGGUACUUCUUGAUGAUGAGACAUUGCUGAUGAGACCCGGUCAGAUAACAGUAGAGGGGGUGAGAGAGCUGGGGAAACUCUUUGGAGCAAAAGGGUGAUCUGUGGUCAGCCCCCUUGUGGCUGCAGCAAAGAAAGGGUAGAUUAUAAGCCAUACUCAGCCUGAUGACCCAUCUAGCCCCAGGUGUUUUCUUUUCAGCAGUUUGUUGUAUCCAAGUCAUUCCCAGAGUAGCCCCACUGGAAUAAAUGGACUUAGAUUUGUCCAUUGCACACAGUAAUCCUGCACCGCUGAGACCAUUAUUAGAAAGUUCUCAUUUGAAUCUUCCUUUCCCCCUUUUUUUGGUUUAAGGUGUGUGGGGUUCAAGGUCAGGAAGCCAGCAUCCUAUUGGAGUUACACAACUGGAAUAAAGUGUCCUAGUUUAUUCUUGCUGCUUUCGGCAUUCCUUGUUCUCCACGUGUGAUAAGACAGAGCAUGUGGUCCUGAGCAUUAACAUCAGCCCUAGUAAUGUGUUAUGUAUCUCAAUAAAUUAUCAAGAGCUUUUCUAGUCCAAGAGCUUGUGAUGGUUUUGCCUACCUGAAAGCACCUUAUGGAUUGUAGUAAUGUUCUGAUUAUUUUCCUGUAGACCACAACGUAACAAGGCAGUAAAAUGCACAUAUUAGGUGCCUAUUUUCUAACAGGUAGGUUUUUGAACGCGUAUGCAAGAAACGCCAAGUCUUAUGAAUGAACUUGAGAGGCUUCAGGUACCCCAAAUAAACCCCAAGUGACCUUUGAUUUAUGUCAUAAUGUAUAUACUGUAGUUGAAGACGUUGCCAUUUUGUGUGUGUAUUUGUGUGUGUGGCUUUAUCCAUUGUAGAGCUAAAUCAGGGUCCCAUCAGCGCGCAUGGAUUGCCACUAGCACAGCAAGACUCCUCCCUCCUGUGCCCCCUCAGUCAGUUCUAGGGGUUCCCCCAACCCUUCAGAACAGAUUUGGGGAGGAUGGAAGGUGGGGAAAGACCUGGCAGGAUGAGUGAAUAAAAUAUCACCCAUAACAUAGCAAGGCUAUCUUACGCCACCAGAUCCGCCAUGGAGAUAUUUCCCAAUCCUACUUAGAAGUGCCAGGGGUUGAUCCUGGGAUGUUCUGUGCAUAGUUAAACUAUGGAACUCACUCCCACAGGAGGCAGUGACGGCAACCCACAGAGAAGAGGAUUGGACAAAUUCAUGGAGGCGAGGGCUGUCGAAGGCUACUAGCCAUAAUGGCUAGGCUCUGCCACCACACAUGGAGGCAGCAAUGCUUCUGAAUACCAGUUGCUGGAAACCGCAGGAGGGAAGAGUGCUCUUUUGUCUGAAUCCUGCUUGUGGGCUUCCUACAGGCAUCUGGUUGGGCCUCUAUGGGGAACAGGAUGCUGGACUAGAUGGGCCAUUGGCCUGAUCCAGCAGGCUUUUCUUGUGUGCAAAUCAUGCUCUACUACAAAGAUACAGCCUCACUUUCCAUGUGUAAAAAUGUCUUCGGGCACAUGGAAUAUAACUUCCUAGUGGGGCUUUUCCAAAUUGGAUGUUUCCAAAAUAACCUCACCACAAUACUUUUGGUUUAUAUCAUAAACUAGCUCCUGCCAACCUAGCAGUUCAAAAGCACGUCAAAAUGCAAGUAGAUAAAUAGGAACAGCUACAGCGGGAAGGUAAACGGCGUUUCCAUGUGCUGCUCUGGUUUGCCAGAAGCGGCUUUGUCAUGCUGGCCACAUGACCUGGAAGCUAUACGCCGGCUCCCUUGGCCAAUAAUGCGAGAUGAGCGCGCAACCCCAGAGUCGGUCACGACUGGACCUAAUGGUCAGGGGUCCCUUUACCUUUAGUAUGCUAGUAUGACAAAGGAGGAGUUUAUGAAAGGCUAAUAAUCACUAGAUGGCAGCACUUGCGUGUAGCAAAACCAAGUCUUGAGAUCAUUCAAUCUUCUCUGAAAGGACCAGUCUUUGGUGGGGGAUAGAGGUGGUUCAAUAGUGUUAUGUGCCACAUCAGAUCAGUGUGUUAGCAUUUGCUGUUAAGGAUAUAUAACAUUCAGAAGACUGUAAAAGUGCAAGGCCUGCUAAAUAAAAAUAUGUGAGUUUGGCACAAAAAUCAAGAAUUGAUAGCAUUUUUAUAUACAGAACAUUGUCAGAAAACUUUACUAGAACAUGUAUAGCUGUGGGUUUUUUUUGUUUUUGUUUUGCAAUUGAGCAGUGUCAGUUACAUUUGCAAAACAAUCUGUGGACCUCUGUUACUGAAGCAUGAGGCUGAGACCUUGUUUUGACUGAGGAACUGAGAACCCAUGGACCCAAUAUCACAAUAUUGUACUGUACUUCAUCAAUCCAGAAUAACCACUCCUAAUGUGCAACAGAAUUGCAUUUGUGCAUUAAAAAUUGGCAUCUCUUAAACUGCAUUUUAUUUUGACUGUACAAAUGGGGACCUGCUACAUUAUGCAGCAUACCUCCACCCUCCUUUGUUGAGCUCCAACCAGUCUCAAACAAGAACAUUACGGUGCUGUUCAGGAGUGUGUGUGUGUGUUUGAAGGGGGGAGAUUUCAGAUGGAGGUGAGAGAAAACAAGACUAUUCCCCCUCCCCUAUUGAAAUCUUCCCCUACUUUGUUAUACAUUGCUUGGAUGCAAGACUGUUUUGUACUUUAUAAACCUGAGCUCUUUCUUGUUAUAUUGUGAGUUUUGGGGUGGGACAGGGUUCUCCACAGACAGGGGAAGAAAGAAAGAGACAUUUAUUUCCCCGUCUCUUCAAAAUUUCCCACAAAAGGUGAGUGGGAGAGGAUUUUUUAACCUCAUGGCAAGGAUCACAAUACCUGAUCACAAUACUAUUUCAGAGAAUUUUAAUAAACCAUUAGAACAGGGGUAGGCAACCUAAGGCCCAUGGGCUGGAUGCAGCCCAAUUGCCUUCUCAAUCCAGCCCACGGACAGUCUGGGAAUCAGCGUGUUUUUACAUGAGUAUAAUGUGUCCUUUUAUUUAAAAUACAUCUCUGGGUUAUUUGUGGGGCAUAGGAAUUCAUUCAUCCCCCCCCAAAAAAAAUAUAGACCGGCCCACCACAUGGUCUGAGGGACGGUGGACCGGCCCACGGCGGAAAAAGGUUGCUGAACCCUGCAUUAGAACUUCCAGAUUCCCAUCUUUCAUUUUUAAAAAAGUAAGUUUCUAGCAUUUGCAGAACCUGAGAUAUGAGGCAAAAUGUACAGGCAUCGGUCUUCUAGUUUUUCUAUGAGAAAAACUACCCUGCCCACCCUCCUUUAAGUAUUUUAUUUUGCCCGACAACCUGAAAAAAAUCCCGAGGAAACCCAUGCUUCUGAACUUCUUCCUUGAGACAAUCUGGGCAUGUCAGCACCCUUUCUGCUAUUGUUGUUGAACAUUCAGGAAAAGUCAGUUCUUUGGGUUUUAUAAAUGCUGAUCUGGCUACUGAAGUAUGUCAGGAAGCUCAUGGGGUAAUUGGCUUUGUCGCCAGUGUGCAAUUCUGUCAAAUAACAUAAUUAACAAUAACUUGAUUCUAGAAAACAUGCACUAUUCUGGAAUACAAAUAGGUUAACCUUGUUGAAAGACCCUUAGGAUGUUGUGUUGUUUGGGUUGUGGUUGAUGUUAUAAACUGCAUUGUUAAGAUAUAUAACUUUGUUGGGCAAACAGGUUUUUAUUCCUCAAACUGAAGACAUCAUUUCCGUAAGAU
Zootoca vivipara (common lizard) is the source of this 6471-nucleotide messenger RNA. Lineage: Eukaryota; Metazoa; Chordata; Lepidosauria; Squamata; Lacertidae. The record is from RefSeq and is a predicted model, not a curated record.